AUGGCAGGUGUUGUAGUGAUGAUAUCUAAGAGCAUAGUGCGACCCGAGAGCAAUACCGACGGAUCGGAUUCGGAUCGGGUUAAGAUCCAUCUAACUCCAUGGGAUCUCUUCUUCCUUCGAUCCGAUUACCCACAAAGAGGUCUUCUCUUUCCAAAACCCGACCCGGAAACCGAUAUAAUCUCUCAACUGAAAUCCUCUCUUUCCGUCGCGUUGAAGAUUUUCUACCCAUUCGCGGGCCGACUAGCCAAGACCGAGAACGAGGAUGAUGAAACGGCGUCGUUCAUCGUAGAUUGCGAUGGUUCAGGUGUCAAAUUCGUCCACGCUUCGGCUAAAACCGUCUCGGUCAGUGAUGUUCUAGAACCGGCCGACGGUAACGUCCCCGGUUUCUUGAGUAGAUUUUUUCCGGCGAACGGAGUUAAGAGCUGUGAAGGGAUCUCGGAAUCGUUGAUUGCGUUUCAAGUAACGGAGCUGAAAGAUGGAGUUUUUCUCGGAUUUGGUUAUAACCAUAUGGUUGCAGACGGAUCUUCGUUCUGGAAUUUCUUCAACACUUGGUCGGAGAUUUGUUCGACCGGGCUCCAUUCCGGUGACCGGAAAAAGUUUCCUCCUUUGCUUCUCCGUGGGUGGUUUCUCGACGGAAUUGAUUAUCCGAUCCGAGUUCCGAUCGCAGAGACGAAAACACAGCCUCUGAUCGUUACUCCAGCAGCGCAACACGAUUUACAAGAGAAGGUUUUUCGAUUCACGAGUAGCAAUAUAUCUGAGCUCAAAUCCAAAGCCAACGGAGAAGUUGACGGGAAAAUCUCGUCGCUCCAAGCGAUUUCGGCGCAUAUGUGGAGAUCGAUCAUCAGAAACAGUGAUCUGAAUCCGGAAGAAGUGGUUCAUUGCAAGUUACUGAUGGAUAUGAGACGAAGGCUAAACCCUCCGCUCGACAAAGACUGUUUCGGAAACGUCGUCGGAUUCGCGACGGCGACGACAACCGCCGGAGAAAUGCUUAGCAAUGGGUUGGGUUGGGCUGCUUUGCAAAUAAACAAAACUGUGGGGUCACAAACGAACGAAGAAUUCAGAGUGUUGGCUGAGAAUUGGGUGAAGGAUCCGAAAAUACCGAAUCAUGUGGCCGUGCGUAAUUCUAUCAUAGUUGCUAGCUCUCCUUGGUUCAAUGUGUAUGGAAAUGAUUUCGGUUGGGGCAAACCGAUUGCGGUUCGAGCUGGACCGGGGAAUACCAGCGAUGGUAAACUCAUUGUAUAUCCUGGACUCGAAGCAGGAAACAUCGAGAUUCAGACUUGUUUAUCGUCUCACGUUCUGGAGAAACUCUCGACUGAUGCAGAGUUUUUAAAACACGUAUGUGUUGUAUAA
Messenger RNA from Thlaspi arvense, 1350 nucleotides. NCBI's taxonomy places the organism in Eukaryota, Viridiplantae, Streptophyta, Magnoliopsida, Brassicales, Brassicaceae. The record is from the annotation of a GenBank genome assembly.